AUAUAUAUAUAUAUAUAUAUAUAUAUAUAUAUAUAUAUAUAUAAAACACGUCAGCUUUGUCCGCAGCCGUUUUCCUGACCCAACGGGACUGAGUGAGUGUGAGAGCCGAGAGGAGAAGGACUUUUGUAUCCGCAUCCACCGGAGCGACAUCGACUUCAACUUCAAGUUUCCUCGCUCCACUUUCUGGAGCUUCUUCAUGCGGCGGCUUUGAAGCUGAGUUCCCGACGACCGCUUCAUAGAGCAGGGGAACCCUCGUGAGAACUGCAGGAGAAGGGGCCUGUUCACUCGCCACCCUCAUACUGGAAGCUGCGGGAUGGCGAGAAGAUUCCCCAUUCCCUGGUUGCUUCUUGCAACCUGCUGCCUGGCGUCUGCAGGGCCGAUGUUUCGCAGCCCAUGCGAGCUGCUGCCGGUGGGGGCGGGACACCCGGUGCAGGCCACGCUGAGGAGCUUCACCGCCCUGUCGGGCUGUGCGAGCCGGGGCACCACCGGCCUCCCCCAGGAGGUCCACAUCAUCAACCUGAGAGGACUUGUUCCAGAGGGACCAGGCAGCACCCAAGUUGAGCUGCAUCUGAAGCCGAUCCAGUCUCUGCUGCGCCACCAGAAGCCACUGGUCUUAGUGCUCCACUCCCCCCAGCCACUGAUCUGGAAGAUCAAGUCGGAGAACCUGGCCCUGGGCGUUAAGCGUACCUUUCAUGUAUCCGAGGGCUCAGAGGUCCACUUCCAGCCGGGAAACUUCUCCCUCUCCUGCCAGAUCCAGAAGGAGACCCUUCCCCAUGGCAACGAGCACCUCCUCAACUGGGCCCAGAAGAAGUACAGGGCCGUCACCUCGUUCUCUGAGCUCCGGAUGACUCAAGACAUCUACAUCAAAGUCGGAGAAGAUCCGCUGUUUUCUGACACCUGCAAGAUUGAUACCAAGUUCCUGUCUCUGAACUACCUGGGCGGCUACGUGGAGCCACAGGCAUCAAAGGGUUGCGUCCUCUCCGCGCCCGACAAAGACCAAGAGGUCCACGUUGUUGAACUCCAAGCCCCCAACUCCAGCAGUGCUUUCCAGGUGGAUGUCAUAGUGGAUCUACGACCUCUGGAGGACGAUGCCCCGCUGCAUCGUGACGUCGUCUUGCUGCUCAAGUGCACCAAGUCUGUCAACUGGGUCAUCAAGGCCCACAGUGUGAUUGGAAAGCUGGAAGUGGUGGCCUCUGAUACCGUGAGUGUCAGUAUGAACACGGAGAGACUGAUGCAAGUGUCAAAAUCCCCCAAGCAGCACUUGCCAUCGGGGCCACAAGCCUUGAUCAAGUACGCAGGGGAGCACGGCUACGGUCCAGUCACGUCUUACACCAACACCCCUGUGGCUAACCACUUCAACAUCCGCCUCAGAGAGCCAGAAGUGGUGGAUCCUCUGGAGCGCAUGCUGCCUCCAGAGCUCUUCAUCCUGCGUGACCCCAGUCCCCAUCCGAGAGCUGGAGCUGCAGCCCGACGCUCCGGUCUGCCCUUUCCCUUCCCCCCGCCUGCGUCCGACGGCCUGCCCUUCCUGUCUCUGCCCUCCUCCCUCGACGACCGGCCCUGGGAGAACGGGGAGCCCGAGGAGCAUCAGGGCGCUCUCAGUGUCGGCCUCAGCGUGCAGUGUGAGGACACGAGGAUGGUGGUCAGCAUCGAUAAAGAAAGCCUGCAAGCGAAUGGGUUUGCUCAUGCCAACCUCACUCUUCAAGACCCAGCUUGCAAAGCAAAAGUCAAUGCCACCCACUACACUCUGGAGACUCCUCUGACCGGCUGUCUGACCACCGUGUAUCCCAUGCAGGGGAGCCCAAUGGCCGUCCACAUCAACUCUGUCUUGAUAAGUCAUACGGAGAACAAGGACGGGAGUGGCAGGCCGCUGGAUUACGAGGAUCUGGAAUCUGGAGACGUGCUGUUCCCGAGAGACCCGGUGGAGUUAGAGAGGACAUUCACGGAGCCGGCGGAGCACCAGUCCGUCAUAGUGUUCAACUGCACGUACCGAAAGAACCAGAAAACCUCGGCAACGCUUCCCAGGAUUGUACCAGGACCCGGCAGGCAACCGGUGAGCAACAUGACGUUUAACAUGGAGAUGUACAACACGCUGCCGUUCAGAAACCCCUCGCGCCAGGCCUUCUACACCGUCUCACAGAAGCAGCAGGUCUUCGUGGAGGUCACAUCUGCUGCAUCGGAUCCGGAGCUGGGCUUCACCCUCAUAUCGUGCUUCAUUUCUCCCAACUCCAACCCCAGUGUGGCCUCAGGCUACACUCUCAUUGAGACCGUGUGCCCCACGGACGACUCCGUCAAGUACUAUCCUCAGAGGGAGUUCCCAGUCCCUCACACACAGGCGGAGAAGAAGAGCUUCAGCUUCACCUUCAACUCAAAGUUCAACAUGUCCCUGCUUUUCCUGCACUGCGAGAUGUCUCUGUGCUCCAAGAGAUCUCAGAGCAACCAGAGACUACCCACGUGCCUGCAACCCAGUGAGACGUGCGAUUCUCUUUCUGUGGACAACAUCCUGGUGAUGAUGAUGAACUCCAAGACGUCUACCAAGCCGCUGGUCGUGGUGGAUGGACCUGAUCAGGAAACAGUAACUCCUUCUCAGAAAGCGACCCAAAGCCCACAAGGUCCUUACGAUGACGAGGCGCUGUACGUGCUGGACACGCCGACGGUGGUGGGGAUCGCCUUCGCGGCCUUCGUGAUCGGCGCCCUGUUGACCGGAGCCCUGUGGUUCAUCUACUCGCACACAGGUGAGACAGCCGGCACACAGCAGGUCCAGAAGCCCCAGCCGACCUCGGAGAACAGCAGCGCGGCCCACAGUGUCGGCAGCACACAAAGCACACCGUGCUCCAGCAGCAGCACCGCGUAGCCCAGGACGCAACCCGACGGGGGACCGGUUUGUGGAUCUCCUUCCAU
Cyclopterus lumpus (lumpfish) is the source of this 2898-nucleotide messenger RNA. RefSeq names its product transforming growth factor, beta receptor III (gene tgfbr3). The transcript is spliced from 17 exons. Bases 314 to 2851 code for a protein of 845 amino acids. The record is from RefSeq and is a predicted model, not a curated record. Lineage: Eukaryota; Metazoa; Chordata; Actinopteri; Perciformes; Cyclopteridae.